Penicillium samsonianum is the source of this 723-nucleotide messenger RNA. RefSeq names its product putative DNA repair and transcription factor Ada (gene mpt). Gene Ontology annotation, biological process: DNA repair; regulation of DNA-templated transcription. The record is from RefSeq and is a predicted model, not a curated record. The coding region runs from base 1 to 723 and encodes 240 amino acids. The transcript has a single exon. Gene Ontology annotation, molecular function: sequence-specific DNA binding; DNA-binding transcription factor activity; methyltransferase activity. Lineage: Eukaryota; Fungi; Ascomycota; Eurotiomycetes; Eurotiales; Aspergillaceae.
AUGACAGAUCUAUCCAAGCCCCAACAGAUCCCCCGACUCAGCCGGAAUGCCCUCACCAACACAGAACGGUGGCAAGCCAUAGCAACCCGCGACGUAACAGCCAACAGCUUCGUCUACGCCGUCCUCACCACAAAAAUCUACUGCCGUCCAUCAUGCCCAGCACGACUAGCCCGCCGCGCCAACGUCCAAUUCUACGACACCCCUCCGCAAGCGGAGAAAGCAGGCUUCCGACCCUGCAAGCGCUGCCGUCCGCAUUCGGGUCAGACGGCGGCUCAAAGCAACCCCCAAACCGCCAUAAUUGACAAAGCCUGCGAGUCAAUUCGGAACAUUCUGACGGCAGGGCUGAAACCCAAAUUAAGAGAUCUGGCUGCGGAGGCUGGCCUGACACCCAGUCAUUUCCAUCGUGUGUUUAAGAAGCAUGUGGGCGUUACGCCCGGUCAAUAUGUAGGCAGCCUUGGGCAAAGCAACCUGCACUCGCCGGAAUCAUCGUCAUCCGAUGCUUUUUCUGGAGUUGAAACACCGCGGUCAGCCUCUAGGGAUAGGAGUGGUGAGAUCUCGGAUCUAGAUAGGAAUAGUGAGAAAGGGGGUGGUCUGUCGGCGGCUGGAGGCGAAAUCCCAUUUAUGGGUGGCUGGAAUGAGUUCGAUGCUCUGCUGGCUUUUGAAUCAGAACAAACGUGGGUGCCUGGCUUAUCUAUUGACCCUCGAAUGAUCUUGGUCGAAUGA